AUGGCGGCAACCCCCCAGAGCCUUUUCCCCUCUGGGGAUGACCUGGACUCCAGCCAGUUACAGAUGGAGCCCGAUGAGGUGGACACCCUGAAGGAGGGAGAGGACCCAGCCGACCGGAUGCACCCCUUUCUGGCCAUCUACCACCUCCAGCCUCUGAAAACGCACCCCUUGGUGUUUGCCGCUGGGGUCCCCGUCAUAGCUCAGGUGGUGGGCACUGAAAGAUACACCAGUGGAUCCAAGGUGGGCACCUGCACUCUGUAUUCUGUCCGUUUGACUCACGGUGACUUCACCUGGACAACCAAGAAGAAGUUCCGUCAUUUCCAGGAAUUGCAUCGGGACCUCCUGAGACACAAAGUCUUGAUGAGUCUGCUCCCUCUGGCUCGUUUUGCUGUUGCUUCAUCUCCAGCCUCAGAGGGAGACAGCAGAGAGAUACCCUCUCUACCCCGAGCAGGUCCUGAGGGCUCCUCCAGACGUACCUCUAGCAAGCAGAAAUACCUGGAGAAUUAUCUCAACCGCCUCUUGACUAUGUCUUUCUACCGCAACUACCAUGCCAUGACGGAGUUCCUGGAAGUCAGUCAGCUGUCCUUCAUCCCAGACCUCGGAUGCAAAGGACUGGAGGGGGUGAUCCGGAAGCGCUCAGGUGGCCACCGCCUUCCUGGCCUCACCUGCUGCGGCCGAGACCAAGUUUGUUAUCGCUGGUCCAAGCGGUGGCUGGUGGUGAAGGACUCCUUCCUGCUAUACAUGUGCCUCGAGACCGGCGCCAUCUCCUUUGUUCAGCUCUUCGACCCUGGCUUCGAGGUGCAGGUGGGGAAAAGGAGUACAGAGGCACGGUAUGGGGUCCGGGUCGACACCUCUCACAGGUCCUUGAUUCUCAAGUGCAGCAGCUACCGGCAGGCACGGUGGUGGGCCCAGGAGAUCACCGAGCUGGCCCAGGGCCCAGGCAGAGACUUCAUUCAGCUGCACCGGCACGACAGCUAUGCUCCUCCUCGGCCUGGGACCCUGGCCCGGUGGUUUGUGAAUGGGGCAGGUUACUUUGCUGCUGUGGCAGAUGCCAUCCUGCGAGCUCAAGAAGAGAUUUUCAUCACAGACUGGUGGUUGAGUCCUGAGAUUUACCUGAAGCGUCCAGCCCAUUCAGAUGACUGGAGACUGGACAUUAUGCUCAAGAAGAAGGCGGAGGAGGGUGUCCGUGUGUCUGUACUGCUGUUCAAGGAAGUGGAAUUGGCCUUGGCCAUCAACAGUGGCUACAGCAAGAGGGCACUGAUGCUGCUGCAUCCCAACAUAAAGGUGAUGCGCCACCCAGACCAGGUGACAUUGUGGGCCCAUCAUGAGAAGCUCCUGGUGGUGGACCAAGUAGUGGCCUUCCUGGGGGGGCUGGACCUCGCCUAUGGCCGCUGGGAUGACAUACACUACAGACUGACUGACCUGGGGGACUCCUCUGAGUCAGCUGCCCCCCAGCCUUCCACCUCAUGCUCAGACCUUCCAGCUACCCCUGACCUCACUCACAACCAACUCUUCUGGCUGGGCAAGGACUACAGCAAUCUUAUCACUAAGGACUGGGUGCAGCUGGAUCGGCCUUUUGAUGAUUUCAUUGACAGGGCGACUAUGCCCCGGAUGCCAUGGCGGGACAUUGGGGUGGCAGUCCACGGCCCACCAGCCCGGGACCUUGCCCGGCACUUCAUCCAGCGCUGGAAUUUCACCAAGACUACCAAGGCCAAGUACAAGAUACCCAUGUACCCCUACCUGCUGCCCAAGUCCACGAGCACCGCAAACCAGCUCCCUUUCACGCUUUCCGGAGGGCAGUGCGCCACCGUGCAGGUCUUGCGGUCAGUGGACCGCUGGUCAGCGGGCACCCUGGAGAACUCCAUUCUCAAUGCCUAUCUGCACACCAUCAGAGAGAGCCAGCACUUCCUCUACAUUGAGAAUCAGUUCUUCAUUAGCUGCUCAGAUGGGCGGACGGUGCUGAACAAGGUGGGCGAUGAGAUUGUGGACAGAAUCCUGAAGGCCCACAAACAGGGGCAGUGCUUCCGAGUCUAUGUACUUUUGCCCCUGCUCCCUGGGUUCGAGGGUGACAUCUCCACAGGUGGUGGUAACUCCAUCCAGGCCAUUCUGCACUUCACUUACAGGACGCUGUGUCGUGGGGAAUAUUCAAUUUUACAUCGUCUCAAAGCAGCCAUGGGAACAGAGUGGCGGAACUACAUUUCCAUCUGUGGGCUGCGCACACAUGGAGAACUAGGUGGGCACCCAAUCUCGGAGCUCAUCUAUAUCCACAGCAAGAUGCUUAUCGCAGAUGACCGGACAGUCAUCAUUGGCUCAGCAAACAUCAACGACCGGAGCUUGCUGGGGAAGCGGGACAGUGAGCUGGCUGUGCUGAUCGAGGACACGGAAAUGGAGCCAUCCCUCAUGAAUGGUGUGGAGUAUCAGGCAGGCAGGUUUGCCUUGAGUCUGCGGAAGCACUGUUUCAGCGUGAUUCUAGGGGCUGCUGCUUGGCCGGAUCUGGAUCUCCGAGACCCUGUCUGUGAUGCCUUCUUCCAGUUGUGGCAAGGCACAGCUGAGAGCAACGCCAAUAUCUAUGAGCAGAUCUUCCGAUGCCUGCCAUCCAAUGCCACACGCUCCCUGCGGGCACUUCGGGAGUACGUGGUCGUGGAGCCCCUGGCCACAGUCAGCCCUCCCUUGGCCCGGUCUGAACUCACCCAGGUCCAGGGCCACCUUGUCCACUUCCCCCUCAAGUUUCUGGAGGAUGAGUAUUUGCUACCCUCCCUGGGUAGCAAGGAGGGUGUGAUGCCCCUAGAAGUGUGGACAUAA
This is a messenger RNA of Rangifer tarandus platyrhynchus (Svalbard reindeer), 2802 nucleotides long. The record is from the annotation of a GenBank genome assembly. Lineage: Eukaryota; Metazoa; Chordata; Mammalia; Artiodactyla; Cervidae.